Habropoda laboriosa is the source of this 465-nucleotide messenger RNA. RefSeq lists its product as uncharacterized. The record is from RefSeq and is a predicted model, not a curated record. Lineage: Eukaryota; Metazoa; Arthropoda; Insecta; Hymenoptera; Apidae.
ACGGGUAUGCAGGCUACGCUGUUAAACUAUGGGGGGCAGCAUGGGUUUGGUCGGUGCAGCGUUGCCUCGCAAGGAAGCCUCGAAGAAGACGAAUGCGACUCGAGCGAAGAACUUAUAGGGAGUGCAUCUGGUGGGGGUCAGUCCGAGUCGCAGUCUGUGGGGCUCCAACCAAAACUGACCCCGAUCAGUGGCUCUAUGGAGCCCACCACCGUUUUCAGGCUCCACUUUCUCGGAUCUGUUGAAGUUGAAGAGGAAGGGAGACGUAAGCGCCUUAACAACAACAUAGUGCGGGAGGCUGUGACUAAGAUCAAGGUCCGCCCUCCAACCCUUAGAUGUAUCAUUAUAUUCUAUUCUGUAAUCGUUAUGUUCGACAUCUUAAAUAUCUAUCUAAAGAAGUUACUUUUUCUUUUAUGCCUCAUUUCUCUCUGCAUCACUCCUUCACUUUCUUUCAGCAACAACGAGUAA